Molecule: messenger RNA, 2270 nt
Organism: Schistocerca americana (American grasshopper)
Lineage: Eukaryota; Metazoa; Arthropoda; Insecta; Orthoptera; Acrididae
Product: cholinesterase 1-like
Exons: 11
Coding region: 42-1742 (566 amino acids)
Source: RefSeq, a predicted model, not a curated record
CUGUACCUCAGCUCUGCCGGGUACUUGCGCGCACAACACACAUGUUCGCCGGGCGCGCGGUGCGGCUGGCCGGACUGGUGGUAGGAACGGCGCUAGCACUGGUUGCCGUGGUGUUCACCUCGCGCCGUUUGCAGCCUCUUCCUCAAGAGCAGCCUGUGGUGCGCUUAGAAGAAGGCCUUGUCAGGGGCUACGCUAGCCUCACCGUCUAUGGCUUCCCGUACGUCAGUUUCUCUGGUAUCCCUUACGCAGAGUCUCCAGUGGGACCACGCAGAUUUAAGGAGGCGGAGCCUAAGAGACCAUGGGACAGCGUGCUGGACGCGUUGGCGGAAGGUUCACCCUGCGCCCAAGUGAACGACGCGGGGGUCUACCUGGGCAGCGAGGACUGCCUCUACCUCAACGUGUACACACCGCAGCUGCCGAAUGACACGGACUCCGCCGACCCCCUGAAGGUGAUGGUGUGGAUCCACGGCGGCGGCUUCGUGCAGGGCGAGGGCGGCCGUACGCAGUUCGGGCCGGACUUCCUGGUCGAGCGCGGCGUCAUCGUAGUCUCCCUCAACUACCGGCUCGGCGUGCUCGGUUUCCUGAGCCUCGAGAACGAGCUAGCGCCGGGCAAUCUCGGACUGAAAGACCAGCACCUGGCGCUGCGCUGGGUGCGUCGCAACAUCCGGGCCUUCGGAGGAGAUCCAGAUGACGUCACGCUCUUUGGAGAGAGUGCUGGAGCUGCUUCCGUGCAUUACCACCUACUGUCAGGGAUGUCAAAAGGGCUGUUCUCGCGCGCCAUCGCCCAGAGCGGCUCCGCGCUCAGCCCCUGGGCCUUCUGCGCCGCGCCCCGCCAGAGGGCGCUGUCCCUGGCAGCGUCUCUGGGGCUGCCCGGCGGCUCCAGCGACCGUCAGCUGCUAGAGUUCCUCUCACAGCUGCCGGCCGAGCGACUCCUCAGCGACACGAAGGCCGCUCUUUCCGACCGAGACAGGAGGCGGCUGUUCAACUUCGUGUUCGUGCCGAGCGUGGAACCGGCCGUGGCCGGCGCCUUCCUCACGCAGGAGCCGGCGGCGCUGAUGGCGCAGGGUAUCUCCCACAGCCUGCCCUACCUCACCGGCGUCCUCUCCGCCGAGUGCAACUUCUUCACAUCCAUCGCUGUUUCUGGUUCACUGUCAACAAAUGAGAGCCUCAGAAAUUUCAACGAGAACUUUGAAGCAAUUAUUGGGCCUGAUCUGCGACUGAGGGAAGUGAGUGAUCAGAAAGCAGCAGCUGCACUCAUCAGGAAGUUCUACUAUGGAGAAAAAGAGAUAACUAGGCUCCAGGAUGUGACUACUGGAAAGAUGUUGACAGAUCUGUACUUUGAAGAAGGUAUAGAUGCAGUAGUGCAUAAUAUGGUAGAAAAUGGGUCGGAGCCUCUCUAUUACUAUCGAUUCUCAUACAAAGGGCCUAACUCUGCUGUUCCUGAUCAACAAGGUGUUCCCCAUGCUGAUGAUCUGAAAUAUGUCUUCCUUGAUAACAGAGGUGGGCAAAAUCUGGACCAAACAUCAGAUGAAGGCCAAAUACGUGACAGAAUCAUUACUAUGUGGACAAAUUUUGCUAAAUAUGGUGAUCCAACACCAAAUGAAACAUCACAUCUUAUACCAAAAUGGGAAGCAUUCACUAAACAGAAUUCAGCAUUUCUGGACAUUAAUGUGGAACUAAAUAUGGACAGUAGUUUAGACAAGGAACGGAUGGCCUUUUGGCAUGGUAUUCUUCCUCCAUAACAGACUAUUUUCAAAAGAUUAAGGAGGAAUUCAUACAGCAUUCUUAAAUUCAUGUACCUGUUCAAUAUUUGUCUUGUGUCUGAUUUCUGCCACACUCUGGAAUAAGUUAUAAGGUCACAGAAUCUCCAAAGUUCCAAGUAAUUUGCCAGAGAAGCAUAUCCUUACGAGAAUUCAGGGUGUGGUCUUAUACUGUGCUGUUCUGUGUUCCCUAUGUGAUUAUUUUAUACCAGAUUUACAUUUUUGGUGCUUUUACUAAUAUUUAUUGUAGCAUGGAAUGUGAUUUGAUGUGUAAAAGAUAUAGUUUUAUUUUGGAAUACUUUAUUCACAAAUAGUGUGUGUGUGUGUGUGUGUGUGUGUGUGUGUGUGUGUGUUCAAAGAGUAUGUUUCACUUGAGUCCAAUGUAAGAGGACCACCAGUAUUUAAAUGUAUAGUAUUUUUGAAUGUUGCAAUGUCAUUGCGAAUUACAUUAGAGCUUAAAUACUGUUUAAAACUCCUAUGGAGGUAUUCUUCAGUGAAGUAAAAGUUAAU